Hibiscus syriacus is the source of this 543-nucleotide messenger RNA. RefSeq names its product outer envelope pore protein 24B, chloroplastic-like. The coding region runs from base 1 to 543 and encodes 180 amino acids. Gene Ontology annotation, biological process: regulation of monoatomic ion transmembrane transport. The transcript has 2 exons. Gene Ontology annotation, molecular function: voltage-gated monoatomic cation channel activity. The record is from RefSeq and is a predicted model, not a curated record. Lineage: Eukaryota; Viridiplantae; Streptophyta; Magnoliopsida; Malvales; Malvaceae.
AUGGAUAGGUUAAAGGCUAAAGCUACAGUCAAACUUCAGAAUUUGAAGUUAAAACCGCUGGACACAACUCCAGUACCUUUAUCUCGUCGUUUUCCUUUUUCAAAUUUGAAGCUGAGGAAAAUUAAGGCGUCGUUGAAAGGUAGAUACACUAAUGACAAGAGCACCGCUGUUGUUAUCCUUUCCGUCAACGCUGGCGAUCUAAAGCUCCGCUCCUCUAUGACUGACGUCACUGUCGUCAAGGGUCCCAGCCUGAACGGCUUGACUCUUGAUGUUGAGAAACCCGACUUCUUCAUCACCGACUAUGACGUCCCCAAAAAGAAUUUUCGAUUUCAGUUUAUGAACUCAGUUAGGGUUGCAGAUAAGCCGUUGAAGCUGACUUAUAUUCACAGCAGAAGGGACAACCGGACCGUGGUGGACGGGUCACUCGCGUUCGAUUCUGCUAACAAACUGUCGACUAAUUACAUGCUUGGUACGAGAAACUAUAUGCUCAAAUACAGUUACAUGCACAAAGGGGUUACAACUCUGGAGUCAUGUUAUGAUUAA